GUAUUGGCGAGGCCAGUCGGUGUAUCGCAACGAAGCUCCAGGCCACAAAGCGGCGAACAACUGCAGACCAGUCCUUCCCCGUCCCCGUCCCCGUCCCCGUCCCCAGUUCCCACGCCACUAACAUAUAACCUCCGUCGUCCCCAGCAACCAAGACGACUCAGAGAGCGACCAGCACCAUAUGUGUUCCGGCCAUCUAACACCGAAUCACUCAGGCCGGAACACGCAUCCGAGCUAACGGCCCCUAACCGCGAUGCUUAUCGCGUAUCUAACAACAAAGUUUACUGCCGUUUGCCCGGGUGCGCCAGGCCGUCUACAGGUUUUGCUACUGUAGCGGCCUGGAAGAUCCAUGUGCGCAGGGCACAAUGUCACCAACUAACAACCCUGUGCACAUGGUGUGGCCAUAACGUGCACGUCCCUCCGCACCUCUCCCCAGACCAACAUAACAUCUUCAUGGACGCUCACCGGCGGGAGAGAUGCGUGAGCGCCCCUCGUAACAUCAAUAAGGCGCGACAUCUCGACGCCGAUCGCCUUUCGGAGCUGGGCCGCGAUAUCACGCAUAUCGCGGACUCACUCCGUGAAGGACCCGAGGCAACGGCAACUCCUUCACGGAGGCGCCUAUCCUCGGGGGCGUCGAGGGGGGACGAUGACACGGGUGCUGGUCCGUCGAAACGUCCUAGGGUGUAA
Messenger RNA from Anisakis simplex (herring worm), 684 nucleotides. The record is from the annotation of a GenBank genome assembly. Lineage: Eukaryota; Metazoa; Nematoda; Chromadorea; Rhabditida; Anisakidae.